This is a messenger RNA of Debaryomyces tyrocola, 9402 nucleotides long. The record is from the annotation of a GenBank genome assembly. Lineage: Eukaryota; Fungi; Ascomycota; Pichiomycetes; Serinales; Debaryomycetaceae.
AUGUUUGAAUCUCUUGUUGCUAACCUUCUUAAUAGGUUUUUGGGAUCGUUUAUUGAAAACUUCGAUCCCAAGCAGUUGAAUAUUGGGAUUUGGAGUGGAGAUGUGAAGUUGAAGAAUUUGCGGUUGAAAAAAGAGUCUCUCGACAAGUUUAAGCUUCCGGUGGAUGUUAAGUUUGGACACUUGGGGGAAUUAACGAUUCUGAUACCAUGGUCGAAUUUGAAGUCCAAACCGGUGAAAAUUACGAUAGAAGAUGUCUAUGUGUUGGCAUCACCCAUAGUUGUCCAAGACUUUGAUCUAGCGGAGGAGGAGAGAAGGGAAUUGCAAGUGAAGAAGGAGAAGCUAGAAGGGUUAAAGGCCAUCGAGGCAGCAGCAGCACAGAAUCGGGAUAUAUCGUCGGACUUGAGUAACAAUGAAUCGUUUACUGAAAGUUUGGUGACCAAAAUAGUAGAUAAUUUACAGGUAACGAUCAAGAAUAUUCACGUUAGAUAUGAAGACGAUUCAGUGUUGACAGAAAACCCAUACUCUGUUGGUUUUAGGUUGACUGAAUUGUCGGCUGUCUCGUCGAACGAAUCGUGGGUCGCAAGCUUCAUUUCAAUCACUCAAGCAUUCACACACAAGUUGUUGACAUUAAAGAAUUUGAGUUGUUACAUGAAUACAGAUUCCGCUACCAUUUUCACCGAAGAUUCUGAGGAACUAUUGAAAAUUUUCAAGGAAUCAGUUUCAAGUGAGACAUUUAUAAAUGAUAUUCAGUACUUGCUUAAACCUAUUUCAGGUGAAGGGAGAUUGACAGUACAUAAAAGAGGAGCGACAGAAACGUCUCCUCACAUUAAAGCUGAGUUAUUUUUCGAUGAAUUUGGAAUUGAUUUAGAUUCCCAACAAUAUAGGGAUAUCCUAUGGACCGCGUCUAAAUUCCAUUGGUACAUUAAAACCCAGAAAUUUAGAAAAUUUAGGCCAAAGAUAGCUGUAGAGAAAGACCCUAAGGAAUGGUUUAGAUACGCAGCUAAAUCUAUAUUGAAUGAAAUUCAUGAAAAGAACUAUAAAUGGAGUUGGGAGUAUUUCGCAACCAGAAGGGAUCAGAGAAAAGCUUAUAUAAAUCUUUGGAAAAUGAAGCAAUUGAGUAAGACAUUGACCUCUGAACAAGAAAAAGAAUUCGAAGAUUUGGAGAUAAAACUACCAUUUGAAGAUAUCAAAUUCUAUAGGUCAUUAGCUAAGACUGAAAUCCGCAAGGAGAAUAAGAAGGUUCUCACAUCUAGCUCUUCAAUUUCUCAAAAGAAAAAUGAACAAAGUGGUGGCUGGCUUUCAUCUUGGUGGGGUGGCUCUAAGCCGGUUGAAGAUAGUACCCCAGAGACAGAUUCAAACGCGGACUUACAAUUAAGCGAAGAUCAACGAAAAGCGUUAUAUGAAGCCAUAGAAUAUGACGAGAAUCAAGCAUUAGUGGAUUCAAUUGAUAUGCCUAGAGAUAGAGUCAAAGUUGAGCUCUUAACGUCGUUAAAGAAAGGUGGUAUUUCCAUAAGACAGAAGAAACAUGAGCCUAAUCUAGCGGAGGUUAUUUUCGAAGGAUUUGCAACUCAAAUAUAUCAAAGACAGGAUUCUUUUUUGGUUAAUUUGCAGUUGCAGGAAUUUAGAGUUGAAGAUGGUACGAAGACCACGUUAUAUAAACACAUUGUUAGUGUGAAGCAAGAACAUUCUCAUUUGCAUAAUGAGGACCUGGAAACAGAUGUGUCAUCGACGGCGUUAACUACUAGCGAUCCAUUUUUUAAGGUUUCUUUUGAGCAUAAUCCGCUAGAUGAAAGUGCCGACUCCAUGCUAUUAGGUAAAUUAAAAUCUAUGACAAUUUUCUAUAAUCCACACUUCAUAGAGGAGAUUAUUAAAUUCUUUACGCCUCCAAAGGUUCAUCUUGAUACUAUUGGUGCUGUUAUGAUUGCAGCGGAAGCAACAAUGGAGGGAUUAACUUCACAAACACGUAUAGGGCUUCAAUAUGCGUUAGAAGAACAUAAGACUAUUAAUGUAAAGUUAGAUUUACAAGCACCUCUAAUUAUAUUACCAUUAGAUCCUACAAGUUGGAAGUCUCCUGUGGCAAUCUUAGAUGCGGGUCAUAUCAGUGUUGUAAGUAAUUUAGUUGAAAAAUCUAAGAUCGAAGAAAUAAAAUCCAAAGAAAGAUAUACAUCUGAUGAUUGGGAUCAAUUGAAGAACUUGAUGUAUGACCAGUUUAACCUUCAUUUACAAGAUGCACAAUUCUUGGUUGGUCCUAAUAUUAAGUCGACGAUGGAACAGUUACAUACUGACGAUAAAAAUAAGUCAGCUUUGAUUUUAGAUAAAUUGAAUCUUAAAUUAUUAUUGGGAAUAUCAAUUCUUCCCGAUGCAUACAAUUUGGCUAAAAUUAAAGUAGGCGGGGAAGUAACGAAGUUUGAUGUCGCAAUAAAUGAUUUUCAGUAUAAGACAAUAAUGAAAAUUAUCGAUAAAGCUAUACCAAAUCUUGAUACGACUGAUUUUGACGAUUCAAGCAUAUUCAAUGCGUACGGCAAUAACAAAGAAACAGGGAUAGAAAUAGAUGAUACGGAAACGUCUUCAAUUAUAUCGAGUAAAGCUACGAAAGAUCUGAAGACAGAGUCUAUUCAAGAAAAACUAUUUGAAUUUGAUUUUAAGGUUGAUGUCGUUCACAUUUCGUUAUCUAGAUGUAUCAAUGGUAUUAGUUUAGAAACUGAGCCACUUGUCGAUUUAGUAGGCGAUUCGCUAAAAUUAGUUUUCUCCAAAACUUCUAACGAUAUGCAUCUUGAUUUGGCUCUUACUGAUAUAAACUUAAUUGAUCAUAUUGAGAAGUCAGGAGUUCCAGAAUUUGAAGCAUUGAUUUCAUCCAAUAAAUUUGCUGAAAUUGAUAACCAGAAAGAAAAGAAAAAGGAUUUGUUCAAAUUAGACUAUCUGAGAACUCAAAGAGUCGUUGAACAUAACGGAAAAGAAAUAGAAGUUUUUGACCAGGACAUCAUUGUUGAUAUUGCCACAGUUAAGUUUGUUGUCAGCCGUAAAUCGAUUUUGAGUCUUCUUAAUUUUAUUUUAAAUACAUUUACCGAUCCAAAUGAACCACCUAAUGAGGCCGAUGAAAUAAAACAUAAUAACUCUGAUGAUGCUGAUACAUCUCCACAAAAGAUUAAUGUUGUUGUUAAUUUGGAGAGUAUUAUUAUGGUUUUGAAUGAAGACGGAUUAAAAUUAGCUACUUUGCAAUUAAGUACGGCUAGUAUUAACGUCUUCUUACUACCAGAAGAAUUAGAAGUCCAAGGUAGACUUGGGGCUUUAAGUUUGCACGAUGAAGUUAAUCAAGGUUCUGCGAGGGAUUCAAUUUUACGUCGUUUGAUAAGCAUCGAAGGCAACAACUUGGCCGAAUUUACUUACAAGACCUUUGAUAAAGAAACAAAUUGUAAUCCAUAUAACACUCUAAUUGAAUUCAAAACCGGUUCAGCAAGGAUUAAUUUUGUUGAGGAAGCAUUUGGUAAAAUAUUCAAUUACUUAAGUCAAUUCCAAAGGAUGAAAGCCAUUUAUGACCAAACUCGAGAGGCAGCGAUUAAUCAAGCAAGUCAAAUCGAAGGAGCAAACAAAAUAAGAUUCAAUUUCUUAGUUCAGGCUCCUAUAAUCGUUUUUCCAAAACUUGUCGAUAGUCCUAAAAACAAGUAUGAUAACAUGACUGUUCAUCUAGGUGAAUUAUAUGCCUCCAAUGAGUUUCUUAAAGUCGAAAAUGAUUCGACAAUUCAGAAUGUGAUCAUAGCUGGUAUUCGCAAAAUUAGUCUCAAAUCACAGUUUCAUUUCGAUGAAGGGGUUGAACAGCAAUCAGAACUUGUAAAUGACUUAGAUAUUAGUUUCAAAGUUGACUACUCUGAAGUAUAUGUUGAAUCGAAGCCCACAUUUGUCGUAACAGGAAAAAUGCCAGAGAUUGAUGUACAUUUGACAGAAUUACAGUUGCAAUAUUUGACCGAGCUUUCUGAAUCAGUCGGGAGGGCGCUCAAUAUUUCUGAUGUUGGUGACCUGUUCGAUGAUAUAGAAGCGGAUGCUGUUAACGCUAAUGCUGUUGCCAAAUAUGAUAAUCAAGGAAAUAAUUCAGAGGAUACGACUCAAGGAACAUCGGUUAUUAAGGAUGAGAAACAAGCACCUCCAAGUAAACAUAAAAAAUUAAUUGCCAGUUUUGAUGUACCUAGGUUAUCAUUAACCUUAUAUAACAGAACUUCCGGAAUUUCAAAUUAUGAAUCAACCAAAAUUUCGUCCUUUUCUUUGAAUGGCCUGUCUUUCACGUUGGAUAUGACUGAAGAUUCUCACUUUGUAUCUGAUAUGAAUGUGAAGUCAUUCGUUGUUAUGGACGUUAGAGAGGGAACUAGUAAUAAGUUCCCGGAAAUCAUUCCUCUGGUAAGUCAUGAUACUAAUCAGUUUGUUCUCAAGGCAUCAACAGAUGGUAAGUCCAAUAGUAAACAUAUCACCGUCAUGUUAACAGUAGAUAAUCCUAAAACGAUUCUAGCUCUUGAUUAUAUUUUUGAAUUACAAUCCUUUAUUAAUAAUGGUCUGGCAAGAGAAGGGCAGAUAAGCCAGGAAGAGGAUGAAGAUGAAGAUGAAGAUGAAGAUGAAGAUGAAGAAGAGGAUGGAGUAACUGAUAGCCAAAGCGAAGAUGAAUCUGGUGCAAAAAUGUUAAAAUCAAGGGGAGAAGAAAUAGAGGAGACAAGUAGUUCUCAAUCUAUUGGGUUUUCCAUAAAUAUUACAGAACCAUCUGUGAUAUUACUUGCCGACUCGACGAAGGAAAAUACUGAAGCAAUUGUAUUCAAAGUAGAACAAAUAUUGAUCACCAGUCAAAAUGUAAUGUCUCUUGCAGCAAAUAAUAUUGGCAUGUUUUUGUGUACUAUGGAUUCAUUUGAUGACAAGAGGUUAAGAAUUAUUGAUGACUUUUCUAUUUCGUUUGCUCAUGACUCUAGAGGUUCAACCAAGACAAGUUUUCUUACUAAUAUAGAAGCAUCAAUUGAGCCUAUGCUUAUGAGACUAUCAUUGAGAGAUAUAAGACUUGCAUUGAAUAUAUUCAACAGAGCAACAGAAUUAUAUAAUGAGGCACAUGGAAAUACCAUCACUAACCUCGAUAAUGAAGAAUACAACUUUUCAGAAGAGUUUAAAAAGAGAUUGUCACAGUAUGCACCUUCAAUAUUAUCAAAUAUGACGAAGAAAAGUGGACCAAUAAAUAAAGAUAAAGGCGACUCUCAAGUGAUUGUCAAAGGCGAAGAACUUAAUGCCUCUAUUGGAGGUUUGAGGUUUGUAUUGAUUGGAGAUAUUCAUGAAUUACCUGUACUUGACAUGAACAUAAAGCCGUUCGAUAUUAAAGCUAUCAAUUGGUCUACGGAUCUUAGUGCCGAAACACAUAUUGAAUCUUUUAUUAAUAUUUAUAAUUACUCCAGAUCGACGUGGGAACCUUUGAUUGAACCAUGGCCUAUUUCGGUUUAUGCAUCUAAGAAAAUAUCACCGACUACAAGCAUAAUGAUUGAUGUCGUUUCUAGACAGUUGGCAGAAGCUAACAUAUCCUCUCGUUCUAUUGCAUUACUAUCACAAGUUUUUUCAUUAAUAACGACCGAAGAGCAAUUAAAGUCAAGAGGAGAAGAUGAUCCAUAUCGUAUUGUUAAUGAAACAGGCUAUGAUAUAGAAGUAUGGAAUAAUCAGAAUGAUGGAACUGUAAAAGACAAAACGUUGAUAAAAUUAAAUGAGAAGGUUCCCUGGUCAUUUGAAGAUUGGCGGGAUAUUCGGGAGAAUCUCGAUUCUGACAGUAAACUGGGUGUCCUUGGAAUAAGUCUUUUGGGAUCACAGUAUAAUGAUGUUACUGGAAUAUCUGCUGUUGGAGAAGGAGAGUUCCUUUUCGUUUUAUAUCCAGCAAUUGAAGGAGUUCAUAACAGGUUAUCAUGCCAAAUAACUUUAGGAGAAGAUAACGUAAAAACAAUUUGGUUAAGAUCUACCGUCAAAAUUCAAAACGAUGCAGAUGUUCCAAUAGCCAUAAAAGUGUUUGGCAUGUCGGAUACUACAGAAGAAAUAGUCGUCAAAUCAAAAAUGACAGGAUCUUUGCCAAUUGACUGUGUUUAUACGGGCUCAUUCAGGAUAAGACCACACAUUGAUACAGAAUAUAACUGGUCAGAGCAGGAGUUACAUUGGAGAGAUCAGUUGAAUGGUAGUACUCCACUAUGUUGCUCUGCUGCGAACAGAAACGAUAAAUCUUCUUAUUACUUUCAUACAGAAGUUCAAUCUGAUCCUGAAGAACCACUUGCUAGAAUUUAUCCACACAUGAAAUUCAUUAUAUCAGCACCAGUAGAAAUUGAGAAUUUGCUACCAUUUGAUCUUGAUUAUAGAUUGUACGAUAAAAAUGCGAAGAAGGAUUGGAAUGGAUGUAUUCCUAAAGGUGUUAAAAGCUAUGUACAUGUGGUGAGUUUGGAAAGUCUUUUAUUACUUAGUGUGGAACCAAAAGAUUGUGGAUUUGAAAAAUCAGAGUUUGCAAUCAUCAAUACCAUUUCUAAAGGCGAAUUUAAGCGUGAAUCUACGAUGACCUUGAGGCAUAAAAAUGGACAAUUGUUGAAGCUCCGGAUAUAUUAUCCAAGAAAGAAAUCGACGAGUACUAGUUUAAAAGUUGUCGUUUAUUCGCCAUAUGUCAUCCUUAACAGAACGAACCAGAAUAUCAUUGUCAGUGAGAAAGGUAAUAUGAUGCUAUCCAAUAGUAAAUCUUUUAAACCCACAGUUCCUAGUAUGUUUUCAUUUGAUAAACAUGGAGACACAAGUAAUAGAGCAUUGCUUAAGGUAAAUGACUCAAGCUGGACAUCACCUUUGAGUUUUGAUGCAAUCGGACAAACUAGUGCUGCGAAAGUACAAGUCAAUGGCAAGCAAACUGAAAUGAAUGUUGGCAUAUCAAUUACAGAAGGCGAGGGAAAAUAUAAGUUAUCUAAAGUCAUUACUAUUGCUCCAAGAUAUAUAUUUCGCAAUUGUCUAGACGAAUCACUAGAAAUUGUGGAAAACGGAUCUACUAAGCAAACUGUUGUUGCUCCAAAUGAACUUAUUCCGUUGUAUGGUUUGCGUCGUAUUGAUCAAAAAAGUUUACUGAUGAAGUUUUCUCAUGCAUCCAAAACUUGGUCUUCGCCAUUCUCCCUCGACGAUGUGGGCCAACUAUUCAUAAAAGUUUAUAAAGAAAAUGUUGGCCAAGUUUUGCUUAAAGUUAACAUCCUAUUGGAAAAUGCUACGAUUUUUAUUCAAGUAGAAAAUGCCAAUAACAAUUGGCCAUAUUCAAUCCGUAAUUUUAGUGAUUCCGAAUUUUACAUUUGUCAAAAUGACCCGAAUAUUAACGAAAAUGGGGAUGUUGUAAAGCAUGAUACACAAUACAAGCCAAUAUUUUAUAAAGUUCCACCGAAGAGUGUAAUGCCUUAUGCCUAUGAUUACCCGAAUGCAAUCAUUAAAGAGUUGAUAAUUAGAUCACACGGCCGUGAAAGAGCUGUCAAUUUAGCUGAGAUCGGAAACUUAAAGCCGUUUAGAUUACCACCUACACAAGACUAUGAACAGGCUAUUGUUGAUUUGAACGUUGUGGCAGAUGGUCCUACUCAAUCCUUAAUUAUCUCGAAUUAUGAUCCUUCUGUUAGUUUAUACAAAUUGAAGAAUCAAUCACAGUCUAGUGCAAGUAUUUCUCAACAAAACUUUGAAACUACUGAGAAUGAUGAGAAUUACCAUACUCGUAUAAUAACUAGAUUUGAAGGGCUAGGCAUUUCUUUGGUCAAUACAAGAGCACAGGAAUUAUGUUACAUUUCAUUAAGAGGAAUUGAAUUGCGUUACAACGAAUCAGACUUAUACCAGAACUUCAGUAUGAAAUUGAAAUGGAUACAAAUUGAUAACCAACUAUAUGGCGGCUUCUUCCCAAUUAUUUUAUAUCCAAGUGUUGUACCAAAAUCUGGAAAGGAAAUGAAUAACCACCCGUCAUUUUCUGCUUCUAUAUGUAAAGUUAAAGACGAUUCACAUGGUGUCUUAUUUAUUAAGUAUGCUACAAUUCUCCUACAAGAAAUGUCAGUUGAAAUUGACGAAGAUUUCCUUUUUGCAUUGCUUGAUUUUGCUCGUUUCCCAGGAGCUAGUUGGAAUAAAGAACAACAGGAUAAAUUGUGUGAGGCUACUGUGGAAUUACCUGAACCAGUGAGUUUGUCUAAUAGCAGUGAUAUAUAUUUCGAGGCAUUGCAUUUACAACCUACUUUGACUCAUUUAUCUUUUGUUAGAACAGAAAGAGUUAAUGCUGAAGAUAGAACUACGUCACUGAAUACAUUGAUGUUUUUCUUCAAUGUUCUUACAAUGGCAAUUGGGAACAUUAAUGACGCUCCAAUUAAAUUGAAUGCCUUAUUUAUUGAAAACAUUAGAAUUCCAAUGCCUAUUUUAGUAGAAGCAGUUCAGACUCACUACGGUCAAUCUUUUUUUUACCAAGUUCAUAAGAUAUUGGGAUCGGCUGAUUUCUUAGGAAAUCCGGUUGGUUUAUUUAAUAAUUUAUCAUCUGGUGUUCUAGAUAUAUUCUAUGAACCAUAUCAAGGAUUUAUCAUUAACGACCGUCCACAGGAGCUAGGCAUCGACAUCGCUAAAGGUGGCUUGAGUUUCUUGAAGAAAUCUAUAUUUGGUUUUUCAGAUUCUUUUGCAAAAGUUACUGGAUCAUUAGCCAAAGGGUUAUCAGUUGCAACGCUAGAUAAAAAUUUCCAAGAACGUCGUCGUCUUAGUCAACGUAGGAAUAAGCCAAAACAUGCUUUAUAUGGUUUUGCAACAGGUGCUAAUUCAUUUUUUGAUUCUAUAUCCUCUGGUUUAACUGGUAUUGCAACAGCACCAAUUGAAGGUGCUAACAAGAAUGGCGCAUCGGGAUUCUUCAGAGGACUAGGUAAAGGUGUUGUUGGAUUACCCACCAAAACAGCUAUUGGAUUUUUUGACUUAGCAUCCAAUGUAAGUGAGGGUAUCCGUAAUACAACAACAGUCUUCGAUGCUGAAGGCUUGGAUAAAGUUAGGUUACCUCGUUAUAUUUCCCAUGAUCAAGUCAUCAGACCCUACGAACAAAGAGAAGCGCAAGGACAGUUCUGGCUUAUGUCUAUUGAUGGUGGAACCCUAUAUAACGAGAAAUAUUUGGCACAUUUGCUUCUUCCAGGUGAAGAAAAUGCAAUAAUUGUAACGUUCAAAAAGAUAAUCUUAUUUCAAGUAAAUGCAUUGAGGUCUAAAUGGAUUAUUCCUUUGGAGCAAGUGAAAUCAAUUUCAAAUGAACCAACAGGCAUCAGUAUUACCUUGAAGAAAAAGGAAGGUCCGUUUAUUCCAAUUCCUGAAAGAGCCAAUCGAUCAUUCUUAUAUAAUCGCAUUGGUGUAGCUGUUGGAGAAUUCAACAAGCAUUGCCAAGUAGUUUUAUGA